This is a messenger RNA of Lachancea lanzarotensis, 1107 nucleotides long. It is a transcript of the gene LYS12, whose product is annotated as LALA0S03e00914g1_1. Gene Ontology annotation, cellular component: mitochondrion. Lineage: Eukaryota; Fungi; Ascomycota; Saccharomycetes; Saccharomycetales; Saccharomycetaceae. Gene Ontology annotation, biological process: tricarboxylic acid cycle; isocitrate metabolic process. The transcript has a single exon. The record is from RefSeq and is a predicted model, not a curated record. Gene Ontology annotation, molecular function: magnesium ion binding; NAD binding; isocitrate dehydrogenase (NAD+) activity. The coding region runs from base 1 to 1107 and encodes 368 amino acids.
AUGUUGAGAACCUCUUUUAGCCAAUUGGCACGCCGCGCCUAUUCGAAAUCUGCCGAAUCGCUCACCAUUGGGUUGAUUCCAGGCGAUGGUAUUGGAAAGGAAGUUAUUCCAGCAGGCAAGCUAGUGCUGGAAAAUCUGUCCAGCAAACAUGGGCUCAAGUUUAACUUUGUCAAUCUGCAGGCUGGAUGGCAGACGUUUUUGGACACUGGUAAGGCUCUCCCCGAUGAGACCAUCCAAAUUCUCAAAAAUGAUUGUGACGGUGCGCUUUUCGGUGCCGUUCAAUCGCCUACCAAUAAAGUCGAGGGCUACUCUUCGCCCAUCGUGGCCUUGAGAAAACAGCUUGGUCUGUACGCUAACGUGCGUCCUGUGAAGUCUGUUGAGGGAACUAACGACAAGCCCGUGGAUAUGGUCAUUGUCAGAGAAAACACUGAAGAUCUUUAUAUCAAGUCUGAGAGAUCUUACAUCGACGAGAAGACCGGUACCAGAGUAGCAGAAGCUAUUAAGAGAAUCUCCGAGACUGCCACCAGAAACAUUGCCAACAUCGCUCUGGAAAUCGCCUUGCAAAGAUACAAAGUCAAUGGCAAGGCUACUUUAACUGUUACUCACAAGUCCAACGUCCUAUCGCAGAGUGACGGUUUAUUCAGAGAAGUCUGCAGAGAAGUCUACGAAUCGAACAAAGAGAAGUUCGGCGUUGUAAACUACAACGAACAAAUUGUUGACUCCAUGGUCUACAGGAUGUUCAGAGAACCACAAUGUUUCGACGUCGUGGUGGCUCCUAACUUGUAUGGUGACAUCUUGUCCGACGGUGCUGCCGCUUUAGUGGGCUCUCUUGGUGUUGUUCCUAGCGCCAACGUCGGCUCCAGCUUCGUGGUCGGAGAACCUUGCCACGGCUCUGCUCCAGACAUUGCUGGUAAGGGUAUUUCGAAUCCAAUUGCUACGAUCAGAUCCACUGCUUUGUUGCUAGAAUUCAUGGGCCACCCAGAAGCUGCUCAAGAAAUUCACAAGGCCGUCGAAGCCAACUUGCGUGAACAAGCUAUCAAGACACCAGACUUGGGUGGAAAGUCUACCACACAGCAAGUGAUUGACGAUGUUCUAUCUAAGAUGUAA